This is a messenger RNA of Pelagomonas calceolata, 2835 nucleotides long. The record is from the annotation of a GenBank genome assembly. NCBI's taxonomy places the organism in Eukaryota, Pelagophyceae, Pelagomonadales, Pelagomonadaceae.
GGAGAUGAAAAAGAGCCCCCAUGCACCCGGCACGCUGCACGUAGCAACUCGCAUCGCAUCGCAUCGGUGCGAGAUAGCUGCCCCACUUGCGUGCGCAGACCCUCAGCCAUGCUCUCGCAACUCAUUGAGCGCUUCAUAAAACGCCUCUGCGGCCGCUGGCUCAAAAAUUUCGACGGCUCGCAGAUCAACGUGAGCCUCGGCGGCACCGUCACGCUCGAGCACCUCGACCUCAAGACGGAGGAGCUCCGCGCGCUUCUACUCCCGUACGAGCCUGUGUCGGCGUCCGCGCGACGGCUCAAGCUCGAGAUCGACCCGCUCAGCAGCUCGCUGCGCGUCGACGUCGAGAACGUCGACGUCGCCCUGACGGCACGUUCGGCCUUCGACGCCGCCGACGCGCGGGACGCCGUCGAGCGCGCCGUGCACCUGUAUUUCACGACGUAUUUACGGCCGCCGAAGCAAGCGCAGAACGACGCCGGCGCAGCGGCGCUGCGAGACCUGCUGCGGUCCUCGGAACUUACCCUGAGGAGGCUCCACGUGCGCGUCGCGCAGUGCCUGCCGCUGCGGGCGCUCGGCGACGGCCGCGGGCAGCCUGUCCGCGCUGGGUUCUUUCUGGAAACGCUCGACGUGCGGAGCGCCCCGGGCGACCUGCACAAACGUAUAACAAUUGUAGGCCUCGCGGCCUACUGCGCGGCGGGGCCGCCCAAGGCCGUCUUCGCGCGCGGCCUCACCGUCGAGGCGGGCGGCGCCGCGGACGCCGCGGCGCGGGCCCGUGAGGCCGCGCGACGGCAGGGCGACGUGGUCCUCGCCGCCGACCUCGUCGAGCUCGACUUGAAUGUAAACGUGGACAUUGAUGCUCUUCUGAACAACACGGGAGGGCCCUGGCUCACGAGGGUCGACGCGGCGGUCUCGAUGGCGCGCGUCCGCGUCACCAUGUCCGACGUCGCGCGGCGGUUCUUGUUGGACGCGGCCGCCCGCUUCCGGCACUCGCACCGCCGGCGCCAGGACGUCGCCCGGCGGCCGCUGGCGAGAUGGGCGCGCGCGCUCGCGGCCGUCCGCGCGGAUCUUUUAGCGAGGAGGCCGCGCCCGGAAACCUCGGACGACGCGACGCGGUGGCGGCGCUACUUCGACGAGUGGCGGGCCUGCGCCAAGUACGUGGCGCGGCGCAAGCUGCUCGUCGACCGGGUCAAGUGCGGCGUCUUCGCCGACGCGGCGACGGGCGAGGCCUACUACGAGCUUGGCGAGCGCUUCGGCGGGCCGGCCGGCGACGUCACGCCCGAGGACCGCUCCCGGGCGGCGCGGGCCGUCCGGCGCCUCACGCGGCCGCGGCGCUACGCGUACCCCGACGACUACGUGCCCACGACGUCCACGGCCGUGGUGGACCUCGAGGACGAGGACCUGGAGCUCGACGGCUGGGAUCGGGAUGAAUCAAACGUCGCGGUGACACGCGCGGAGGAUUUGGACGACGCCGUCGCGCGCGCGUUGGACGCGGAGCAGCGGCGCUGCGAUCGGACGUGGCCGGUCGAGAGGGCCGCGGCCUGCCGGGCCGUCGCCGCGCGCCACAUGAUGCGCGACGCGGUUAUUGGUGAGGAGGUUUUAGUCGUAGCAAUAGUCGGCUGCAGCAACGUGCCGGCGGCGACGGUGAACCUGGCGAGCGACCGCCGGGCGCGCGUCGACGUGCGCGUCGGCGCAGCCCCGGAAUCGUACUUCGGCGGCGACGACGACGUCAUAAAAUCAAAACCGGCGGUCGUCGAGGACGACGCGUGCGCCUUCCACGAGGUCCUGGAGGUGCCCGUGGCGCGCGGCGCCGAGCGCACGCUGCGCGUGUCGCUCGUGGAAGUCGGCGCGACGUACGAUUCGGUGCUCGCGGCCGCCGCUAUUCCUUUGGAAGAUUUGGAGCCGGCGCCGUCGCGCAAGGGCACGCGGACCGUCGCGGCGACGCUCGACCUGGCGCCCAAGUCCCUCACGGACGGCUUCUUCUCGCGCAUCCUGGCGGCCUCGUGCUCCCUCGAAAUCGUCGCGGGGCGCGUCGCCGUCGACGGGCGCGUCGCGCGCAAGGCCGUCGCGGGCCAUUUGGAUCGGCUGCGCGACGAACCUUCCACGCCCCCGGCCGAGACGCUCCUGUCCGUGUCGCUGGCGGUCGAGGACCUCGACGCGCGCUGCGACGACUACCGCGUGACGGCCGCGCGGCUCGCGGGCGCGUCGGACCCCGUGCGCGUCCCCCGCGCCGCCGCGCACCGACCGGGCGGGUCCGGCGAGGGGUCCGUGGCCUACGCGUGCUCGCGCGCGCUCCGGGCGCUCCUCGCGCGGGACGCGCCCGCCGAGGUCUGCGCCCUCGCGGACGCCGUCUUCGAGGCGCCGGGCCGCCCGGCGCGGGCGCCCCGGGACCUGAGCUUCCGGCGUGUCGGACGCAUCGAGGCGGGCUGGUUCGACGCGACGCGGGCCGGGGACGUGCGCGUCGUCCUCGACGACGGCGCGGUCGUGAACGCGUCGGCGGCGGAGGUGCGCGUCAAGCGACCGCCCCUCGACGGCCUCGCCGCGCUCCUGUCGCGGGCGUCGGAGGGCGACGCGUGGGGCGGCGCGUGGGACUGCGACGGCUACCGCGUCGCCGUCCGGGCGCCCGUCUCCGGCGCGCGCUUCUGCGUCGUCGGCGCGCCGGCUUCGCUCCUCUCGGUCGCGGGCGCGCCGCCGCGCGUCGUCGUCGCCGACGACGACGCGGUCGUGGCGCCUGUGGCGCCGCGCGAGGAGGUCGUGGCGCCGACGCGUGUUUCGUUGCCUUCGCAAAGUCCUUCGCCGGCGCCGACGACGAAGAGGCCCUCUUGUUGUGUGGUGAGCUAG